UUGCCCAACUUCUCUGUAUAUCGUAGCAGGAUUAUCUGAGGGGCGUUGCCCCAUUUCAAUGUAUAAAAGAACGGCUCAAUAAAUCCUGGGCACUCCUGCCCUGGCAACCCGGAACAUGGUGUCAUGCUGAUACAUGGUGUCAGAAGCGUCUAGCCCGUGCCCUCAUCCACUCGUCUGAAGGAUAGCAGUCAUCGAAUGAAAGCUGCCAGCAUGGAUUUCAUAAAGCCACCGGAGCCGCUGCGGUUGGAAGGCGACAUAAGCAAGCACUGGGAGCUGUUCAAGCAACGGUUUCAACUAUUCCUGACUGCAACGGAACCAGCGAGUAAGAAACGAGAAGCAUCGACGAAAACUGCGUUGCUACUGAGCGUCGCUGGAGAAGAAGCCAUCGAGGUAUACAACACCUUCAGCUUCACGGAAGACGAGUCAAAGGAUGAUUACGACGCAGUAAUCAAGAAGUUCGACGAAUACUUCGCUUCACAAGUAAAUGAGGUUCAUCAGCGCUACCUGUUCCGUAGCCGAAUGCAAGAGCCAGGACUUCUCCCUUGGAGUGUGGCCGGGCGCCAGCAGAGAUCCUCCAAGGCCGCCGACUACGAACACUGCUGCCUGACUUCCAAUGUGGACCAGCCCACCAGGUCGUCAAGCAUCGUCAGCCUCAUACCUCUGCGCAGCCACUAGCAGCACUACACGAAGGCGAUGUCGUGCGAGUCCAGACCGGCACGUGGGCCACGAAAGCACAGGUUCUGAAUCCGUCAACGUACCCGAGGUCGUACCACGUCAUCACGCAGGAAGGGCGGUCCCUUCGGCGUAAUCGAAAACACUUGCUACCGACCGGGGAGACCUUCCGGCGCGACUUCAGUCCCAACGACGCGGAACCCGAGUGCUCGACAUCUGCUCAGCACAUCGAUGGUGAAGCGCCGACUAAUGGUGCUACAGAAGCCGCGGACAUAAUGAGCAGUUCGCCGCCACCGCCAGCCAGCGUUACGACAACCGCGGACAUUUCGGACGGGUCGCCGCCAACGCCAGCACCGAGAAGGUCGCUGAGACAACCAAGACCACCACGACGACUGGAGUAUGAUCGAAACUUCCAGCAGAUUUCUUAAGCCCAUUUUUGUCAUUAUUUAUAUGCUUUACUUUCGUUACAAAUGUGUAACCUCGAGGAGUCAUCACUAUAACAUAUGUAAAUAACUGCAUGGUUUAUUUUUCUUUCUCGUAACGAAAGAGGAUGUAUCGUAUCGCGUCUGAAACGUGUGCUACGGUUGAUAAUCUGAGGGGGCGUUGCCCAACUUCUCUGUAUAUCG
Molecule: messenger RNA, 1298 nt
Organism: Dermacentor silvarum
Lineage: Eukaryota; Metazoa; Arthropoda; Arachnida; Ixodida; Ixodidae
Exons: 2
Coding region: 196-675 (159 amino acids)
Source: RefSeq, a predicted model, not a curated record